AUGGAUGCAGGGAGUGCAGGAGGAGGGAAGAGACAGCACUCUGGACUCAAUCAGAUGGGGGGUAAAAAGAGGAGGGCAGAGACAGUUUGACAUACCGAAGACAAAGACCACGGCAACUGGAAGCUCCAGUUAUUUCCACCAUCAUCUCUGCACUACUUCGUCCACAGCAACAAUUUGAUUGGACGAUUGGAGAAGACGACAGAAGAUUUAAGACGCAAUCUUUUCUACUGACAUCUCAGGAUAUCUGACAAAAGCCAAAAGCAAAGCUGCAGGAAACCAACUUAUCACCUAAAGAGAUAAGGCUUCAGAGGGGAACCUCCAAGAAGAUCUCAAAGCCUGUUUCAACUUCACUCUGGAGAACUGGAAAAGAACAGUUGAAGGAAUAAAAGCAGAGCGAAAGAGCUUCAUUAAAGUGUGCAGGGAGUGCACAAGUGUGGCUGACAGACUGGUCACAAGUCUUCUGCAGAAGAAGUGAGAAAAGCAGCAACAAUCUGGAGGAGGAACAGCAAGAGGUCCACCGGGCCCCACAGCACAACUUCGUUAUGAGUAUGACUGGUACUCUCGAGAGGGGGGCACACCAUCAGGCCUUGGACUUGUCUGAGGAGCUGCCACCUCACCACCACCAUCACCACACCAACCACCACCAACAGCAGCAUCUUCACCAUUCCAACUCCCUGGCAUCCACCACGGCUGUGGGUGGAGGGAGAGAAACACCUUCACGUGUGGUUGUGCCUCCUCCUUAUUCUGCAGCUGAGAGUGGCGGCGGGGGAAGCGAGGCUCCUCUGGAGCUGCGGGGAUCUCUCGACUGCUGGGCCUGCUCGGUGCUGGUGACCGCUCAGAACGUGCUGAUCGCCGCAAUCAACGCGUGCCUCGCUGGACUGGUGUUCGGGAUCAUCCUGACACCAGCCAUCGUCAUGGUUGUGUUUGGCUUCCUCUGUCACUCUACAGUCCGCCCCCAUGGAACUACACCCUACUGCUCAGACCUACUGACCGAUGGAGGCUGUGUGGCUUUGCUGGUGGUGGGCUUCCUCUUGGUCACCCCUCUGCUAGUCCUGGCACUGGCUGCAUACUGUCGUCUGGCCCGACACCUCCAGCUGGGCCUGUGUUUCAUUCCAUACAGCCGGGCCGUGUACAAGAACCUCCCGGCCACCCAGCAUCGUGGCCUGGGCACGGGCUGCUGCGGGGGUCGAGAUGCUGCUGAUGGCGGUGGAAAGGGGAAGGUCUGGGUGUGAGAUGACAGUGGGCUGGGUAAAGGGGAAAAGAAAAUGGGGUGAAAAAAGACCUUUAGAUUAAAUAAAGGGGCACGAACAAAAAAAGAGGGGUUAAGAAAAGGCAGCAGAUGUCAGGAAAAUUGAGAUAUGUGAGCUAUAAUUACUAUAAAAACCAGCUCAGAAUCAUGGAAGACAUUUUACAUGGUUAAUAAAGACAGAGCAGCAUUUAUUGUUAAAAAAGUAGCAAGGUGUACUUUGCUGUUAGUGGAAUUUUAUCUUGUAACUUUCUAGUUACAAUAUUGCCUCAGCAUUAUGGAAAAAACUGAAUCCAAACAAAGUGUGUAUACUUCAAUUAAAAUAAAACAUAAGCCAGAUCAAAUGCAAAUUCCACUUUGUUAAAUAACACGGUCUCAAUAAGAGAGCCUGUUCAAGUCAAUAAAAUACAGCCAAGACCAAAAGACACUUACAUGAUGGUCUGGUUUAUUUGUAUGUGUUUUUAAAUAACUGAGAGGAAGCUGGACAUAAUAAAAAAACAUCAAAUCCCACAAAAGUUGUACUGACACUUCACGGCUGUAUCCUGUCACAAUUAUGUUAUAAUGAGAAACAUUUAUAUGUCUAGUGUAGUUUUCUUUUUAGCCGUUGCAAACUGUGACUGCAUUCUCUUGCAUGUUUUGUUUCCUUUUUUUAAAUAAAUAAAGCUACGAGAGUUUG
This is a messenger RNA of Oreochromis aureus, 1922 nucleotides long. It is a transcript of the gene tmem88b, whose product is annotated as transmembrane protein 88 b. The record is from RefSeq and is a predicted model, not a curated record. The transcript has 3 exons. Gene Ontology annotation, molecular function: PDZ domain binding. Bases 543 to 1232 code for a protein of 229 amino acids. Lineage: Eukaryota; Metazoa; Chordata; Actinopteri; Cichliformes; Cichlidae. Gene Ontology annotation, cellular component: plasma membrane.